UUAGUUUGCUGCGGUUUCCAGUGCAGCAGGUGGCGAUAUGCUCAGCUUUCCCGCACAGUUUUAAUAAUAAACGAAGAAGAAGCGACAGGAAAUAAACAAAGCCAAACAAGCUGAGAGGAGGGAAGAGCAAGGAGGAGCUCAGAUCUGCUGCACAUAGUGAUAUUAACUGCUGGUGUGAGGGGCUGAGCUCACAGGACUCAACGACAUGAUGACAACAAAGAGACUCGGGAACUUUGAGGUGGUCUGUGAGUGGGGUUCGUGCAGUUUCACGGGCCGCUCCAUGGAGGAGCUCAGCGACCACAUGUGUCUGCAUUUGAAGGACUACCUGGGGGACAACGAUGCCCUGGAGGAGCUGGAUGAAUAUGCUUGUCUCUGGAAUGGAUGUGAAUUUCUCUCCAUGGGUAGCCCUGCAGAGCUGGAGGUCCAUGCUUAUUUCCACAACUACCAUGGGAAGCUCAAGUUCAUUGGGUCACAGCUGCUCAAGUCCCGUCCAGAUCUUCCCAGCUGCAAUCAAGGCAUGCACAGCAACAAUCUGGUCCCUGAAGGAUCAGACGGAUAUGUUUGCCAGUGGGAGCAAUGUGAUUGUACAUUUAAUAAUCCUGAGUGGUUCUAUCGACAUGUGGACAACCACAUAGAAAGUGCUGAACCACAGUCUCUGCCUCAACAACAGCAGGCGCUCUUCUGCCAGUGGGCAGGCUGCGACGCCUUUUUCAAGAUCAGAUACCGUUUGAGGGAACAUAUGCGGAGCCAUACUCAGGAGCGCCUUGUCGCCUGUCCUACGUGUGGCAGCAUGUUCUCCAGCAACACAAAGCUGUUUGACCACCUGCACAGGCAAGCUGAGCCAGUAGAGACGCUGGUUUGUGAACACUGUGGGAAAGCUUUUUCCAGCGAGAGGCUUUUGCGGGAUCAUGUUCGUCAGCAUGUGAAUCAGGUGAAGUGCCCCUUUUGUGACAUGACCUGCACCACUUUGGCUGCUCUGAAGAUCCACAUCAGGUUCCGCCAUUGUGAUGAGCGUCCGUUCCCGUGCGACUUCUGUGACAAAAGAUUUAAGAACCAGCGCGAUCUGCAGAAGCACACAGAGGUUCACAAUGAGGGCACCAUGUACAGCUGUACAGUGGAGGGCUGUGAUUAUACUUGUCAUACGUUCCAAACAAUGAGCCAGCACUUCAAGAGAGUCCAUGAGGUUGGGGGAAUGGCUAAAUAUAAAUGCCAUAUCUGUGAUAAGGUGUUCUCUUGGUGUUACACUCUUACACUUCACCUUCGUAAGAAGCAUGAGCUGAAGUGGCCCUCUGGACAUUCCCGCUUUAGGUACAGGAAGGAUGUCGAUGGUUUCCUGAAGUUAAAUAUGGUGCGCUUUGAGACUGUUGAAGUGACAAAGGAGAUCAUGAAGAACAUGGCCAAGAAGCCUCAGAGCCUUCAGAAAAGUCUGAGUGGCAGCGGUCAGGACGAGAGCGCUGUUGUCACGCUGGAGAGCGGCCGAAGCUCUCCCACAGGAUCCUCCUCGCCCUCCUCCAGCUCCUCCUACUCCUCAGAGUUCUCGGGAGGUGAGGACAUGUCAUCUCAAGCCAGCCCCAGAGGCAGCGACUCUCCUGUCUACUGUGUGAUGAGCACCAUUCCUCACAUUGAGGACGAGUCUGCAGGACUGAUGCAGGAGGACUGUGAUGGUUUUGGGGCUUCCGGAGCAGUCCAGGCUCUGACGGAGGUUGCGAGGGGCCUCGGCAUGGAUGUGGUUUAAGUGUUCACUGUGCACUGGGUCAGGUGACCCACACCCAGUGUAGGCUUUAUGCAAUUAAUAAAAAUUUCUGUUAAAGUUUUUAUGAAUGGGGGAAGAGUUAAAAGCACUAGAAAGCUUGUUCCAUGAAAUGUUCUCCAGGCACUGAAUUCCGAAGACUUUAUUUUUUGUUGUGACCUUUGUUGAAUUUUAUUGUUACACAGUUAAA
Molecule: messenger RNA, 1940 nt
Organism: Pundamilia nyererei
Lineage: Eukaryota; Metazoa; Chordata; Actinopteri; Cichliformes; Cichlidae
Product: histone H4 transcription factor
Exons: 10
Coding region: 206-1735 (509 amino acids)
Biological process (GO): regulation of transcription by RNA polymerase II; anatomical structure development
Molecular function (GO): RNA polymerase II cis-regulatory region sequence-specific DNA binding; DNA-binding transcription factor activity, RNA polymerase II-specific
Source: RefSeq, a predicted model, not a curated record